Molecule: messenger RNA, 2011 nt
Organism: Apis dorsata (giant honeybee)
Lineage: Eukaryota; Metazoa; Arthropoda; Insecta; Hymenoptera; Apidae
Gene: Err
Product: steroid hormone receptor ERR1
Exons: 9
Coding region: 240-1616 (458 amino acids)
Biological process (GO): regulation of DNA-templated transcription
Cellular component (GO): nucleus
Molecular function (GO): DNA-binding transcription factor activity; sequence-specific DNA binding; nuclear steroid receptor activity
Source: RefSeq, a predicted model, not a curated record
UCGGCCAUCUCCGUGUAUUACCGUAUCCUCAGAAUUGCCGUCAGUCGCGUACGGCUCGUCGCGCCGUCAACGUCGUGGUAGGGGGAUAGUGUAUACAUACUCAUGUGUGUGCUUUAUUCGUAGUCUUCAUGAGUGUUCCAAUUAUUGACAUUGUGGUCUUUUUCGCUUUUCAUCUGGGAAAAGUAUAGCAGGAAAAUAAGAAUACAGUGUUCUUAUAUCAUUUGACAAAAGAGACGAUCAUGGAUUCAUGGAUGUACGAUGUGGUUUGUAUGAUGCCCGGUGGCGGCACCGAAAAUAUGAUUGGAAAUAAUAGGACUAUGGCGAACAUUAAACAAGAAAUUGAAAAUCCUACAACACCUACGCAAAAUUAUCAAGUUUGUUCACCGACCACUACACUUCAGCAUCAAGAGGUGAUUUGUAGUAAAAUAGAAGUUCCGCCUGAUUAUGGUGGAGGCGAAGGUAGCCCUGGAAGUCCAGAAAUGCACCAUUGUUCGUCGACUACACAGCCUUUAGGAACACCUGAGGAAGGUGUCAAAGAGGAAGAUAUGAUACCUAGAAGGCUUUGCCUAGUCUGUGGCGACGUUGCAAGUGGGUUUCAUUAUGGAGUUGCAUCUUGCGAAGCGUGUAAAGCUUUUUUCAAAAGAACCAUACAAGCGAGUAAUUUUACAGGUAAUAUUGAGUAUACAUGUCCCGCAAAUGGGGAAUGUGAAAUAAAUAAACGCAGGAGAAAAGCUUGUCAGGCAUGUAGGUUUCAAAAGUGUCUUAGACAAGGCAUGUUAAAAGAGGGAGUCCGAUUGGAUCGUGUUCGAGGAGGGAGACAAAAAUAUAGAAGAUCCACCGAUCCCUAUACGCCAGUGAAACCAGCUCCCUUGGAAGGUGAUUUCUUUAAUAAUCCUUCGAACAUAGCAACAGGAGCUUCUAACGAAAUAAUAAAUAAUAAAAUGCUGGAAGCUUUGGCUGCCUGUGAACCCGACAUGCUGCAAGUAUCAAAUAUCUCUCAUACUCUUGAUACAGAUCAAAGAGUACUUGGACAAUUAUCUGAUUUAUAUGAUCGGGAAUUAGUCGGAAUAAUUGGUUGGGCAAAACAGAUUCCAGGAUUCAGCAGUUUAGCUUUAAACGAUCAAAUGCGGCUUCUGCAAAGUACGUGGGCUGAGAUAUUGACGUUUAGUCUCGCGUGGAGAAGCAUGCCAAAUAAUGGUAGAUUAAGGUUUGCACAAGAUUUUACUCUAGACGAACGACUUGCCCGCGAAUGUCAUUGUACAGAGUUAUAUACGCAUUGUAUCCAAAUAGUAGAAAGGCUUCAAAGAUUGGGAUUGACCAGAGAAGAAUAUUAUGUGUUGAAGGCGUUGAUAUUAGCAAACAGUGACGCAAGAUCAGACGAGCCACAGGCAUUAUACCGCUUUCGAGAUUCUAUCUUAAAUUCAUUAUCAGACUGUAUGGCCGCAGUAAGACCAGGACAAGCGCUUCGUGCCACUCAAAAUAUGUUCCUAGUGUUACCCAGUCUCAGGCAGGUUGAUGGAAUUGUUAGACGAUUUUGGUCUAGUGUGUAUCGAACGGGAAAAGUACCAAUGAAUAAGCUCUUUGUAGAAAUGUUAGAAGCUGCUUAUUAUCGAUGAAAUAUCAACUCGAACUCGAUUUAUUAAUAUCUAUGUUGAGGACUUCAUAGAAUCGCUGUUAUUAAAUAACACUCGCACAUUAAGAAUGACUUAAAGGCACGCAUUUUGUUGUGUUCCUAAGAUAUAAGCAGAAGACAGUGAGUGAUAGUGAAAUACGAAAAGAAACGGAGACUGUACAGUUUUAUUCAUUUUUCUGUAAGAGAAAGACUUAUAUAUAAAAAAAAAAAGAAAAGGCUUUAUUUUUCAAACACAAGAGUGUUGGAGCGUGGAGCGUUGGCCAGUGAUUCCAGCAGUCGUUGAAACUCACGAAACACCUUAAGAUAGCAGGCACAUUGUUUCGUCGAAAUAACCAAACUUUCCUUUUCGAGUACCCCAUUUACAGGUACAAAGAAAAA